Magallana angulata is the source of this 6917-nucleotide messenger RNA. RefSeq lists its product as uncharacterized. The coding region runs from base 1269 to 4859 and encodes 1196 amino acids. NCBI's taxonomy places the organism in Eukaryota, Metazoa, Mollusca, Bivalvia, Ostreida, Ostreidae. The transcript has 3 exons. The record is from RefSeq and is a predicted model, not a curated record.
AAUAAUUUCAUGAUUUAUGAAAUUCAUAAUUUGGGACUAUAAUUUUGGUUUUUGAUAACAUUUUCAGAGUUGAUUUUUUUUUACAGAUGUCUCUUUAUUAUGCAAUAUAAAUACGACAUACAAAUGUCCUUUUUUGGUGUUACCUGGGUAAAUUAGUUUUUUCAAAAAAAAACCGCAAAGGUGCUUCCGCUUAUAAAAACAUUGGCCUGACACGCUAAUGGAACUCCAUUGUAUAUAUGUAAUUGAUUUACUUUGAGCUGUUACUGACCAAUGUUUAAUCACAUCGAUGCCCAAGUGAUUAUGUAAUAAUAUUUAGUUCCUUUUGUUAGUUUGUCUUUUUUUUUGUUAAGAAGGCCGCAAGGCCUGAGGUCAAGCACAGGUGUACCUAUUAUCUCAAUUAUCGUGACUAUCUUUUUAAGGUCACGUGAUUGCUCAUUUUAAAUAAUCUUCUUUAUUAGGAAAUUUUUUACAACUUUGUUUCGGUAAAUCAACCAAUCCUAAAUUCUGAUUGGCUAAAAUCCUGGAAUCCAAAGACGCAGGUUUGUCAGUGGAAAUGCGCCCAAGCUUGGUCACUUCCAUCGACGCCAUCCUAAAUAAAACAUCUGAUAACAAUUAUUAUACUUAUAUCUCCUUUCUUUGGAUUUCCAGGUAUGUAAAUUUAAGUUUUCAUUUAUUUGCAAUUAGAUAUAAAGUCACCUUGAUAAAGGAUAGUGUAUUUUUUAUUUUGUACAUAAUCCUGUUUUUAUUAUCUUCUAAAUUUGAGCUUUUAGUAAAGUCUUUAAAAGUUAAAUUAAAGUCAUCAUCUAUUAGGUAACGUGCAACAUGACCUCAUUUAGUGUACAGUACUUUAUAGAUUAUAGAUUGUAUGUUUUAAUAUUUUUGUUGUAUAUCAUAUUUAGCUACAGUCUCCAGUCAUAUUUUUAUAUCACCUUUAUUUUUAUGCAUAUCAUAAGAAAAGUAGAUUUUGAAUUUGGCGCUUUUAUUUAUUCCCGCGCUCUUUUAUGAAAAGAGGUAAAAAGGUUGUUUGUUUAUAAUACAUGUCUAACGGGAUCAUAAGUGUUAGGAUGUUCGCAUUAAAAUUCCACCGUAGAGGACGAGCCAUAUUUGGAAAGCUCCCACGAGUAGAGCUGUUAAUUGAUCCAACAAGGAUAAUAUCCCUCAAAGCGAGUUAUUUCCCCUUUUAUAACGAAAAUAAUAAUAACACGGGAAAACACCCAAAGUAACAACGUGUUAACUGGUGGAGACCAUCCUUUAGAUCCCAACCUCGCAUGCAGAAAUAUAACUUCAGACCAAGAAGAAAGAUGCCAACUGGAACUCCAGAAAAUUCUUCAAACCCAGAAAAUGGAAAUUUGCAAGCGGAGAUCAUGGCAACUUUCCAGGAAAAGAAUGAGGAAAUUGAAGCCCUCAAAUUAAGAGUGGAGGCGGAAAAACAACGCCAAGAAGAAAAGGAAGAGGAAUUGAAUGUAAUGAGGCAGAGACUUCAAGCCCUACAACAGGAACAUAUCACACAGCAACAAGAGAUCCAAGAACAACAACUUCAAAUUCAACAGCACCAACAUCAUGAACAACAACGACAGCAAAGACAAACACUUCAACAACAACAACAGAGGGAAUUUCUUCCACCACCACCACCACCACCCAUGCCACAACAUACCCUGCAAACAUCAGUGACAGCCCCUGCAGAAAGCCACAUAAGACAGCUAUCAAACAUCAAAUUGGAGAAGUUUGAUGGAAAAACAUCUGCUGUGCAAUGGUGGAUGAAGUUCAUGGCAUUCAUCAGUCUUCAAAAACUCUCAGAACAAACAGCCAUUUUGCACUUGCCGUUCUUUCUAAUCGGAGCAGCAGAGACGUGGUUUAAUUCGUUGGACACAAUAAAAAAGCUUACCCUGAAUUCAAUCCACGAAGCUUUCAUCAAUCGAUUUAAACCUCCCUCAAACCACGUCUUUGAUCUGUUAGAGCUACAGCAAGGACCAACAGAGAGUGUAGAGGAAUUUAUUCAUAGAGUUACAGAAAAAGCUACCGACUUAAAAAUGGACACCAACCAAACAAUGGGCAAGAUCAUGAGAGGACUAAAACCAAAAAUAAAAGCGGAUAUGGUGAAGGUAAAUCCAACCAAUAUGGAGGACUUACGAACCCAUGCCAUGUUAGCAGAGAUGGCUCAGUCCAUCUGCAGUGAUGAUGCGGUCCAGUCAGCAACCGGUGCAGCGAUGUGCAAUGCGCUAACUUCUCUGGAACAACGAAUGAGUGCACUAGAGACAUCAAACAUUAAUGUGCUUCAGGAGACCAGACGUUUCAACAGCCCGGCCAAGCAGAAGCCAUACUUCAGUAACAACCAGAACCAGUCACAGAGGGGUCCCCAGCGCCAUGGUUACAGGGAGGCUGACCAGCAGAAGAACAUGGGUUCCAGACCUAGGCAGUCCCAACAGUGCUUCCGAUGUGCACCAUUACGGGGGAUCCUGCAUAGUUUCAUGUUCCUUUUGGUGGCCUUACUAGUUCUUGACACUGCAUCAUCAUCAUCAAUUAAGACAAAAGAAAAUAUCAUCCAUAGGAUCAAUUAUGGAGUUUUGUUCAAGGAAGAGCCAAACAUCAUCCUUGCACAAGAAUAUUGGUUAAACACCUUCAGAAUCCCACUCCCAAAGAGGUUUGCCAUUCCCCAACAAGUUCUGAAAUGUCCCCAAUCAGAACAAUAUUGCAUGACUUAUAAUAACAUUGCUAGAUUCAUUCAUAGUUUACAUGUAGAAGUUAUGAGCCACUACAAUGAAACAAUGCAAUCAAUUCGGGUUCUGAUUCCAAGUGUAGACCUUAAGGUUCAACAAAGGAGACAGACAAGGUCAUUAUUACCAUUUGUAGGUUCAUUGUCCAAAAGUCUUUUUGGCACAGCCACAAUGGAUGAUGUAAAUAUACUUGCGUCCCACAUUAACAUGUUGACAAGGCACACUAACCAAAUGGCUAAACUUCUGGUUCAACACAAUGAUCACUUAUCAUCGUUCAUGCAACUAACCGAUUCACGUAUUAAUAAUUUGAAAAAUGGAAUUAAAAACAAUGCACAAGCUAUUUCACUUUUGGCUAACAAACUUUCUAACAUUGACCAAUUAGUAGCUACUGUAACAAACUUUUCAGAAAUAUUGGUCAACCAAGUCAACAAAGUUACUGUUUUUAAGAACAGACUUGACAAGCUAGAAACAUCUAUUCAAACAUUAGUCGAGGGAAAGCUCUCACCAUUUCUAAUUUCAAAAACUCUACUUAUGCAUACCAUUCGUCAAAUUUCGUCAUUGUUGAGAAAAUCUUACAAAGGGUUUGAGCUUGUUCACACUGAUCCUUCCUAUUUUUAUUCUGAAGGUCAAUUUGUUUAUGCUAGACAGGGAACCACAUUAUAUGUAACGAUUAAAUUUCCAAUUUCUUCUCAACAAAGUAGCAUGCCAUUGUACAAAGUGGUAUCCAUGCCUGUCCCCAUGUCUAGCAAUGCCUCUACUGGACAAGCUACACAAUUGUUAUCAUUACCAGACUAUUUUGCAAUCACUCAACAUCAUGAUAAAUAUAUUCAGUUGAAAGAAAAGGACCUGAUAAACUGUCAGCAGGACAAAACUGUAGUGUGUAAUACUAACUAUGCACUGACACCCAUUACUAAAAAUAGUUGCAUUUUAGCACUUUAUUUUAACAAUGCAAAGGAUGUUCAUCGUCACUGUCAGUUUCGCUAUCUUCAGGGCUACACAUUUGAACCAUCUAUUGUAGAAUUAACACCAACUUCUGUGUUACUAUAUCAUAGUCCACGCAUUUCAUUAGACUGCCCUUCAGAACAGAAAAUGUUACCAGGAUGUCAAUUUUGUAUCUUAAAUAUUCCAUGCAGAUGCUCUCUGCAAACAUCCAGCCUUUAUUUUGCUCCCCGAUUGGUAAAUUGUUACAAUCAAACAAAAUCCUUUUCAGUUGCACACCCUGUCAAUUUGGCUUUAUUACAGGAAUUUUUCGAGCACUCCAAACUGUCUCAUAUCUGGCCAAAUUCCACUUUUUCCAAUCCUGUUUCAUUUUCUAUUCCUGAAUUUCAAUUAUUUAAUCAUUCAUUCAAUCAAGUUUUGGUCAAUGAUGCAAAAAGUCACUUGAAUCUUACAAAAAUGGUCCAAGCUACCAUAAAAGAAAAGAAAAUUUUUCAACAUUUAGCAGAGCCCUUGAUAGAUGGAGAAAUUGACAUCACCCCACCGUGGCCCUCAACUAAUGAUAUACUAACAAUGGUUGCUAUUAGCAUAGCAGUAUUAGCACUAGCAUGUUCCAUCCUCCUAUUCUGUAAACUUAGAAAAAUGCACAUUGCCCUGAUGCUCCUUCAAAGUGUUCAACAAGUUAAAUCUGAGGUUGCAACCAACCCAUCAUUUAAUUUAGUUUAUAACCGGUUAACUACUACAGCACCUGAAACAGCUGAGUCUUCAAAUUCAUGGUUAAAAGAUGAAUUUUCAUUAUUACAUGCUUCAGUUAUAAGUGGCAUUUUAUGUUUCAUUUUGAUUAUUAUUAUUUUCAUGUGGCUUUAUCGGAGAAAAUACAAAAAACAUACUUUUCUUGCUUUAGAACUCACUUCAGGUGGUGACUGUGUUCUACUCCCCAUUAUGCAUUUGUCACUGUGUCCUUCUUAUUAUGACAUCCCCACGCCUAAUAUUGGUGAUAUAUCCAUUUCACCCUUCCCAUACAAUAAAGUUUAUGCAAAUUGGCUACAUUUUGGAAUCACAGACAAACGAACAGAGAAAACUAUUUUUGUACCCACAGUCAUUUCUACUAACAUUUUUAGAGGAUAUAAGAUCACACAAAUUCUUAAACAACCUUUCAGCGCCUAUGUUGUGUUGAUUCAUCACAACUAUGCACAUGCACUUAAUUGACCUACGACAAUCUAAUAUUAGCGGCAUCAUCCAAUUGGUUUAUCACAUUUUAAUUUGUCAAAAUUAUCCAACAUUUUGUUACUUUUCUUUUCGGAACCUGCUGUCUCUACAAUUGAUUUGUCAUUUUUGUUUCUCCAUAAUGAAUCACAGGACUUGUAUUGCCAUUUCAUUUCUCUCCUUUUGGUAUGUUCUUUUUGUAUAUACACUGUCAAAUAUUGAAUAUUUUAUGUUUUUAUUGCACAUUUUAGUCUCUGACAAUUUCAGGUUCCUAUGAUUUUUUUUUUGCAAAUAUCUCCCUUUGUACAGGUAUACAUAUAUAGGUAUUUUCUGUUUGUCUGUAAUUUUUUUUAUGUCUUUCUCUUGUUUCUAAAUUUGAGCUUCCGAGGUCGAAAGCAAUUGGAGCAAGGGGGAAAAUAGUCAUAACACCAAAUUUUAUUUUUAAAUAAACAUUUGUGGGAAGACAGAUAUGUAUUAAAUAAUUUCAUGAUUUAUGAAAUUCAUAAUUUGGGACUAUAAUUUUGGUUUUUGAUAACAUUUUCAGAGUUGAUUUUUUUUUACAGAUGUCUCUUUAUUAUGCAAUAUAAAUACGACAUACAAAUGUCCUUUUUUGGUGUUACCUGGGUAAAUUAGUUUUUUCAAAAAAAAACCGCAAAGGUGCUUCCGCUUAUAAAAACAUUGGCCUGACACGCUAAUGGAACUCCAUUGUAUAUAUGUAAUUGAUUUACUUUGAGCUGUUACUGACCAAUGUUUAAUCACAUCGAUGCCCAAGUGAUUAUGUAAUAAUAUUUAGUUCCUUUUGUUAGUUUGUCUUUUUUUUUGUUAAGAAGGCCGCAAGGCCUGAGGUCAAGCACAGGUGUACCUAUUAUCUCAAUUAUCGUGACUAUCUUUUUAAGGUCACGUGAUUGCUCAUUUUAAAUAAUCUUCUUUAUUAGGAAAUUUUUUACAACUUUGUUUCGGUAAAUCAACCAAUCCUAAAUUCUGAUUGGCUAAAAUCCUGGAAUCCAAAGACGCAGGUUUGUCAGUGGAAAUGCGCCCAAGCUUGGUCACUUCCAUCGACGCCAUCCUAAAUAAAACAUCUGAUAACAAUUAUUAUACUUAUAUCUCCUUUCUUUGGAUUUCCAGGUAUGUAAAUUUAAGUUUUCAUUUAUUUGCAAUUAGAUAUAAAGUCACCUUGAUAAAGGAUAGUGUAUUUUUUAUUUUGUACAUAAUCCUGUUUUUAUUAUCUUCUAAAUUUGAGCUUUUAGUAAAGUCUUUAAAAGUUAAAUUAAAGUCAUCAUCUAUUAGGUAACGUGCAACAUGACCUCAUUUAGUGUACAGUACUUUAUAGAUUAUAGAUUGUAUGUUUUAAUAUUUUUGUUGUAUAUCAUAUUUAGCUACAGUCUCCAGUCAUAUUUUUAUAUCACCUUUAUUUUUAUGCAUAUCAUAAGAAAAGUAGAUUUUGAAUUUGGCGCUUUUAUUUAUUCCCGCGCUCUUUUAUGAAAAGAGGUAAAAAGGUUGUUUGUUUAUAAUACAUGUCUAACGGGAUCAUAAGUGUUAGGAUGUUCGCAUUAAAAUUGUAAGUUAAACACUUUAUUGAUUGCGUCAAAAAAAUUGUUAAAUCCCUUAUUUCAGAGUAAGAUUUAUUAACCUCUUCGAGCUAAACGAGUAAAUAUUAAAGGAAAGUGGUUAGAUAGCGAGAUGUUUGUAGUUCGAAUUGUCUCUAUUGAAUUAUUGAAUAGGCACUGCGAGACUGUCAGCUAUUAUAUAACUUUUUAGUUUAGUUGAGUUAGUUCAUAGUUUGUGUGAUAAAAAGUAACAAUUAGACGGGUUGCCGUUUUAUGAAUUUAAGAUGAUUUUCACUUAUUAUAGUUCACUAUGAUCAUGUAAUUUUAAUUAAUAUGCAGAGGGAUUUUUGAUAAUUAUUGUUUUACCCUCUGUACAGUCACCAGAUUUUAUUAAGUAUCAUUAUACGUAAAUUUAUUACAUUGAAUACUAUUUUGUAACUGGUGACUGUGUGUUUAUAAAGAUAUUUUACACUUCCAUCGACGCCAUCCUAAAUAAAACAUCUGAUAACAAUUA